Molecule: messenger RNA, 1591 nt
Organism: Juglans microcarpa x Juglans regia
Lineage: Eukaryota; Viridiplantae; Streptophyta; Magnoliopsida; Fagales; Juglandaceae
Product: 5'-nucleotidase SurE-like
Exons: 10
Coding region: 261-1442 (393 amino acids)
Molecular function (GO): nucleotidase activity
Source: RefSeq, a predicted model, not a curated record
ACACCAACCACACAAGUAAUCGCCCUUUCUUUCGCUGUCUCUCUCUGUCUCUGUCUCUUUCAAAAUAACGCCGUUUGAACCGGUCCAUCUUCUCUAUCCCUUUCAUUCUCCUCUCAGCGCUUUAUUGCCCCCCGGCCCCCUCCUCUCCUUUUCUUCCUCUACAUCUCUCCCUCUAGGGUUUUUUAUUCUGAUCCUUCUUGACCCAAAAUUAGCAGGUGCACACUCCCACUCUAUUUUUCCUCAACAUACCAGUAUAUGAUAUGACUUCCACUACCGUCAAGAACAACUUCUUGCCUCCGGGCCUCGUCUCCAAUCUUCAGGAAGUUCUUAGCAAGAAGAACAAUGAAUCCGACAAAGCAAACGAUCAAGUCAAAGCCAACGCAGAAUCCACCCAACCCUCUUCUUCCACCACGGUUUCUGAUGCCGUGGAGGACGAGGAGGCCAUAGACAGUUCCAAGCCCAUUGUGCUGGUCACUAAUGGCGACGGGAUUGAGUCCCCUGGCCUUGUUUACCUCGUCGAAGCUCUGGUCCGUGAAGGGUUGUACAAUGUCCAUGUCUGCGCCCCGCAAGUGGACAAAUCAGUGUCGGGUCAUUCCGUGACUCUCCAAGAGACUGUUGCUGUGAGUUCCGCUGAGAUUGAUGGUGCGACGGCUUUUGAAGUUUCAGGGACUCCCGUGGACUGUGUCUCAUUAGCAUUGUCGGGGGCAUUAUUUUCUUGGUCAAAGCCUCUUCUGGUGAUCAGUGGAAUUAAUCGGGGAUCAAGCUGUGGUCAUCAAAUGUUUUACUCAGGUGUUGUUGCCGGAGCUAGAGAGGCAAUGUUAUGUGGCGUGCCAUCAUUGUCAAUAUCACUGAACUGGAAGAAGGAUGAAAGUAAAGAGACUGAUUUUAAGGAUGCAGUUGCUGUUUGUUUACCUUUAAUAAAUGCAGCUAUCAGGGAUAUUGAGAAAGGACUUUUUCCCAAAAGCUGCUCUUUGAAUAUAGAGAUUCCCACUUCUCCUCUGACAAAAAAGGGCUUCAAAUUGGCCAGGCAAAGUAUGUGGAGAUCCACUCCUAACUGGCAAGCUGUUUCAGCUAACCGGUAUCCUGCUGGACAUUUCAUGUCCAAUCAACAAAGCCUUGGUAUUCAGCUUGCACAGCUUGGCCGAGAUGCAUCUGCCGCAGGUGCAGCUCGCCGUUUGACCACACAAAAAAAGAAUGUUGUGGAGAUUGAAUCAGUUGGUGUUGCAGGCAAAUCUGAUUUCAACCGGGUGAAGAAGUUUUUCCGGUUACAGUUCCUGGAUCAGGAUCAGGAUCAGGAAGAGAAUGAUGAGGAUCUGGAUUUCAGAGCUCUUGAAAGUGGAUUUAUUGCAGUAACUCCUCUUCCCCUUUCUCCACACAUUGAGAUGGACAUUCAAACAGCUGCCUUAGAUUGGAUCUCAGCUGCACUUCAUGGAGAGCAAUAAAAGCUUCUUCCCCAACCAACCAACCCAGCAUGAUUUUAGUGUACAUUUUGGAAUUCUGGUGUUAUUAAAUUUGUAUGGGUCUGCUGUUCUUUCUGAUAGUCUUAGUCAUUAUUAAGUGAACAAUUAAUUCCAAUUUGUGCUUCCUUUUU